Haliotis rufescens (red abalone) is the source of this 4493-nucleotide messenger RNA. Its product is annotated as protein NDRG3-like. Gene Ontology annotation, biological process: signal transduction. The record is from RefSeq and is a predicted model, not a curated record. Gene Ontology annotation, cellular component: cytoplasm. Bases 147 to 1340 code for a protein of 397 amino acids. The transcript has 16 exons. Lineage: Eukaryota; Metazoa; Mollusca; Gastropoda; Lepetellida; Haliotidae.
UUCAAGCGUUAAUGAAGUGACCAAUGAGAAAUAUUGUUGCAAAUGUGUUAAUUACGUCUAACUUGUCAUAAAAUCCAGAUAUUUUUGAGAAAAGGAGAAUAUUUACAAGGUUUUUAGUACACAAGCCGUGUUGACAAUUUGCUAAGAUGGAUAACAUCGACGAUAUUGAAAUUGAAACGAGGCGUCUGCUGUCGUCACAUGAUCAGCGGCGAACAAUGGAGAAGCUAACGGACAUCGAGCUGACAAGCAUUGACAGCACUGACCCCAAACCAAGGUCGUUCGCAAACACAGAUGCCACAGCCAUUUUGAUUCAGGAGGAUGAUAUUGAGACUCCAUAUGGCAACAUGCAUGUGGCAAUUCAAGGGGACCGAUCCAAGAUGGCCAUUCUCACCUUCCACGACAUUGGACUCAACCACGUGACCUGUUUCCAAGGGUUCUUCAGCUAUGCCGAGAUGCAGCCAAUAUUACGCCACUUCUGUGUCUACCACGUCAACGCUCCGGGGCAGGAGGAAGGAGCUCUCCAACUGAAACCAGAACACGAUGUUCUGGGUAAUCCUGAUUCUCUAGGUAGCAGGUUUGUCUUCCCAACUAUGGAUGAACUGGCAGAGGGCGUUCACUCCGUUGUGGAGCACUAUGGGUUGAAGAGAUUCAUUGGCUUUGGAAUCGGCACUGGCGCCAACAUCCUCAGUCGAUAUUCACUGCUCCAUCCAGACAGUGUGGACUCCCUCGCCCUGGUCAAUGCUACGGCCAGUCAGGCCGGCUGGAUGGAGUGGGGAUACCAGAAGAUGAACUCUUGGUACCUGUUCUCUGGUCAGCUGACCAACUUCACCGAGGAAUAUCUUCUGUGGCACUGGUUUGGACAUAAAACUCGCUGGGAUAACCAUGAUCUGAUAACUGUGUACAGGGAUUUUGUCAAGUCAAUCAAUCCACAGAACCUCGCUCUCUUCAUUGAGUCCUACCUGAAACGUUCAGACUUGAACAUUUUCCGGGAACUUGACCCCUUGAAGAAAAUGCAGACAAGAACUGUGAGAUGCCGGACACUGAUGCUAGUUGGAGACGAUUCCCCCCACAUGGAAGAUGUGGUCAACAUGAACGGACGCAUGGACCCACAGGAAACAGACUUCAUGAAGAUCGCUGACUGUGGAGGGAUGCCGCUUGAGGAACAGCCAGGCAAGGUCACCGAGGCCUUCAAACUCUUCCUACAGGGCAUGGGCUAUGUUUCAGGUCUUGUGAACUUGCCUCCAAGUUCACUGGCUAGGACUAAUUCCCUCCUUGCCGCAGUCCCGAAGCACUGCAGGAAGAAUCAGUCAGCUCAGCUCCUCGAACAGCCUGGGGAAUAAGACAGCUGCUGUCUGUUAGUGUGUGUCCAUCCUAGACCCCACCAUUGCUCCUCCCAGUACGUUAGCUCAGAUAGAGCAACUUAGCUAGAAGGCUGUAGCAGCUGGCUAUCACUGACCGCCAUCUUUGUCCUGUACACUAUUUUGAUUUCUCGGUUUGAGAAAGGCCGUGCACUCAUCUGUGCUGACAGGGGUAACCUUGAGUUGUGAUAUGUAAGGAGGGGGAAGGGAUUGUGUGAUAUACCCGAGCAGCUACAAUGACCCAUCACAUGACCUUUGUUUCGACUCCUGUGGUAUGUGCUGACGAAUUCCGUCGUGAUUUGGUUUGAUCAGUUUGAAUAAUGAGCUGAGAGAAACAUGAUAAACUUUCAUUGUAUGUUGUGUCACCUUGGCAAUAACAUGUGUCGGUCCUUCCGGGAAACAAACAUUAUUUGUGUACAGUGUCUUGCAUAGGAACUUGUUGCUUGUCAUUAACCAAGAUGAACAUUGAAUAUUGGAGUUCAUUUUAACUUUGAUCUGUAUUUGUUUAUGUUUGCUUGGUGAAGUUUUAGUUGUUGGAAUUUUUAUCUGAACGAGACUGUCAAGGAACAGAAUUCUCCCUUUGUAGAAAGAUGGAAAAAUGGGAAUUUCUUGAGAAAGAUGUUAUCAAAGUUUGUGAAAGUUACAUCAAAUAAGCUGAAUACAUGGAUUUGGAACCUGUUGAUAAAACAGAUACAAAACAAAUUGUCACAUUUAAUAUAUUGAUGCCACAAUUAGGGUCAGAUUUGCCACAUUAUAUGAAAUAUUUUACCUGCAAUUGUUGACAUUUUCAUGACAUUAUUGAUGACAUUAUUGAUGUCAGUUCCUUGAUGUCGGUUCCUUGCGUAACCAUAAUAGAAUAUUUUAGUGUCAAUAUUUUAACAAUGUUUUAAUAUUGUUGAUUGAUAUAAUUCUGCAAUGGCUGUGAGAUAUUCCAUGGUUUAGCUGAUGGAGCAAUUAUGUCAAAAUAACACUUAAUCAGGACUUGCUGCUAAAUGUUUGCUUGUGAUGUUGUCAAGUUUAUGCUGUACAUGCAUGUAAGAUGACUUUUGGAUGACCGACCAUACAGUGGUUUUUUGAAAGAGUUUUAACAUAAUCAAAUUGAUUGGCAUUGUCUGAUGUCUCAUUAGAUGUCUUAUACAGCAGUUGUUUUACACCUGUAUGAAUUUUAUGCCCUUUUGUAAAUAUUUUGUUUCUCACGUUUGCGAUUAUCACAUUUUCCAUUUUAUUUGCAUCGUGAAUGGAAGAUUUAACUGUGUACAGAUUAUGUCUAUUAUGUUGAGUGAAAACAUUAUCAUAAUUAUGCUGUAAUAUCAUGCAAUGAACCAAUUAGUUUCAUUUAUCUUGAUUUUAAAUUCAUGUCAUCUAGUCGAAACAACAGAUUUCCUGAAGUGUCCUGGAGCAGAUUAGUAUAUGUCAAUGGAUAUGUGAACAUCUCAUCUUGCAGUGUCUUGACCACUGUUUUUGAGCCUACACGUUCUUUUGUAUUCAUUGUUUCUUCUACGCUUAUUAAGGUCACAGUCCUACAGAAUAAUAUACACCUGAAAACUAAUAUAAGCGCCACCCCUCAUGUUUUCAUAUGUAAUGAACAUAAAUGUAUACUUUGGGAAUUAUAAAUGUAUCCUUUGAGAAUUUGGGGGCACAGGUGGCCCAGUUGGCUAAUGUGCUGGAAUUCGUUGUGCAGAGUUGCUUCCCUUAGGCGCCAGAAACCAAGGAUCGUGUUCAAUCCCAGAAUAUGUUUCUAGGUUUGUCAACUCUGUAUCAUGCUCAUGGGUUUCACCGAAGUGGUAAAUGUCAUAGACCUGCAUUACUUUGGACUCUCCUCCCAAAUUAAGCUGACAAGAUACAAAUUUAAGAAAUGGCUAUUUCGUAAGGAAAUACUGAGCAUGCUGUGCUUAACUAAUUUCCAGGUGUAGAUGUCAUUUUGACUGCAAGACCUUGCUCAUAUUUUUGUGACCAUCUUUUUGUUUUGUUGUGGAAGUUAUGAAGCAUCAGAAUAAUAAAUUAUCUAAAUAAAUAUUAACUAUGAUAUUUGAGGUAGUCUGCCCUCCAGGUGCAAGGUCUUGUCCCCAUAAUACUAUCGAGAAUACCUCAAUGAUUGGAACCCAACCAGACUGAUUUUUAACCCAUAACCUUCUUACUAUAACAGAUAUAAGCCUAAUAUAUUACCUGAUGAUUACUCCUCCGAGUAGGAGGAUCUAGAAUAUUGUUUAUUUGUGCCGAAGGCCUUGUGUAUUGUGAAGGACUUUUGUAACCCAGUGCUGAUGAGUGAUGAAUGCAUUCCAACUAUUUGUAUGUCUGCUAUGUGUGAACACAUUGAGGUGGACAUUGAUGAGAUAAGUAAUGUUCUUGAUAUAAGUAAGGCAAGACCAGUUUAGUUUCUGAUAUGACAGGAAUGUGGACAUUAAAAAGACAUUUCUUAUGUCAGGUAAUUUAAGGGAUAUUUUUCUUGAUAAUUUUUUUUUUAUAUUCUUUUUAAUAUUUAUGAAAUUUAGGGUACUUCUGAAGACAUGAAGAAAAACUGAUCUGGCCUUAUGUUUUGUUACAGUAUGUUACACGUUUGUACUUUAUUUCUCUCCACAACCCUUAUAAUACAAGAUUGUUCUUUCAAGAAUCUUAUCUUUAUAUUCCUUUUUUUUCUUUCAGACUUUUAGUGAAAGAUUCACACAGACACACAGACACACAGACACUCACGCACACGCUCACACACACGCACACACACACACACAAAAAAUUGGACACCAAAUGCCAAAAUCAAUGCAAUUUAUGUAUGCACGUUUACUAUCAAAGCACCUUUCUGUUAACUUUAAGCCUACACUUCACGAAAGGGUCAGUUUUGUUCUUUUAGGGCUUAGCAAAUAUGUUGUCAAGAUUUUUGCUUCCAUGAAACAUGAGUAACACAUAUUUUAGUGACUAUAUAUUUUAACUUACAUAUCAAACUGUGUUUUGAUCAUUCCUUUCGAUACAUUUUAGUAUUAGAAGGUUUUACAGAAUUUGUUCAGUUCAUUGCUGUGUAGAUAAGGUAGGGAGAGUUAUUGGAAAGUUCUAUGACUGCAGCAUUGUGUGUAGGAAUAUAUUUGUGAGGUUGUACUGUAUCUACUGCACGCGUCUGUAGACAAUAAACAAUGUCCUAACAUA